AUGAAUAAUUACUCUUUGGUUUUGGAAUAUGCUGAUAAUGGGACAUUAAAGACAUACCUAGAUGAACAUUUUAAUGAACUUGAAUGGAAUAAUAAAUUUGAUUUUGCAUUACAAUUGGCAAAUGCUGUGUUGUGUUUACAUGAAUGUGAUAUUAUUCAUCGAGAUUUGCAUGCAAGUAAUAUACUUGUUCAUCAGAAAAGAAUCAAGUUGGCAGAUUUUGGAUUAUCAAAAAAGAUUGCUGAAGCAUCAAAUAACACAGUGGAAAUAUUUGGUGUUAUACCUUACGUUGAUCCAAAAAGCUUUAAUAAUCAAAAUAAUCAAAGUCAACAUUAUAAAUUAAAUAAAAAAUCCGAUAUAUAUAGUAUUGGAGUUAUUAUGUGGCAAAUUUCAAGUGGACGUAAACCAUUUUAUGAUGAAGCUGUAAAUUAUGAUUUGAGUUUAGCAUUAGCUAUAAAGGGAGGAAAAAGAGAGGAAAUUAUUGACGGUACGCCUAUUGAGUAUAUUAAUAUAUAUACAAGUAAGUUAUUCGUUAAAUUAUUAUGA
Messenger RNA from Rhizophagus irregularis DAOM 181602=DAOM 197198, 543 nucleotides. RefSeq lists its product as uncharacterized. Gene Ontology annotation, molecular function: protein binding; protein kinase activity; ATP binding. Gene Ontology annotation, biological process: protein phosphorylation. The record is from RefSeq and is a predicted model, not a curated record. Lineage: Eukaryota; Fungi; Glomeromycota; Glomeromycetes; Glomerales; Glomeraceae.